Messenger RNA from Effrenium voratum, 1038 nucleotides. NCBI's taxonomy places the organism in Eukaryota, Dinophyceae, Suessiales, Symbiodiniaceae. The record is from the annotation of a GenBank genome assembly.
AUGUCCUCUUGGCGCUUGGCCUCGGCCUUGCCGCUGGCUCUUGCCACAUUCAAGGGCUUUGUAAAUCCACUUCAGCACUGGCAAGAGGGCGUGUUGAUGGUGCUCGGCGUCCCGCAUGCAGAACCUCAUGAGGAACUGGAGCUUGCGGUGGAGGACUUCCGAGAUCACAUGACCGAGUACGAAAAACGCCUCGGCGAUCUGCGGCGGUACCGCAACGUUGGACAUGGCGAAUGCCUCUACGACUUGGUAGAUACCCAGGAUAUCUGGCCCACACUUCAGAAGAUUGCAGAAGCAGGUUUCCCCAUAAUUGGGCAGUAUGUGAAUAUUGGAGCGCAUGAUGGCUUUACAGAUGAUCCACUUUAUAAUUACUCAUAUAGCAGCCAAGCCCUUGGAAUUGCAAUCGAGCGUGAUCCGGAACAAUGUGAACGUCACAAAGCGAACUUGCCGGAUGUUAAUGUUGUUUGCUCAGAGGUCACGCCUCAAAAUGUAUUGCCACUGGUUCGCCAAGGGCUGCAGGGACAGGACAUCGAUGUCCUCAAGAUCGACAUUGAUUCUUAUGAUUGUCCUGUCUUAGAGCGUAUUGCCCCCAAAGUGCGAGCAACAAUGAUCAUGGUUGAGACAAACCCUUCUAUUCCGCCGCCCUACCAAUGGGCCAUGCUCUAUGAUCCUGAUUUGUGGAACUUCUUUGAGUCCUUCCGCAAUCCUGUUGAGGUCCCCGUCCGGGGCUGCUCCUUGGCCUACGAAAUUCAAGUGCUCCGGCGCUACGGCUACGAUCUACUUGCAUUUGAUGGGCAUGACGCGAUCUUUACCCACGAGUCAGUGCGACGCGCGUUUCACCCACAUCAGCUGCCGGUGGACGAGUUUGACUGCUAUGCUCAUUCACUCAUCGUGGCUAAUGGGAUCCCAAUAAACCUAACCAGGCGAUGGUUCUUCAAAGAGAGCGACGUGCACAAGACUUUGCCAGAGAUAUGGCGUUUCUUUGUUGAUUGGAUGGCUGCCAAUUCACCAAUUCUUUUUCCAUUCGCCUUGCGAGUGUGA